AUGGGCAUCCGCGACUUCUUUGACGGUCGAUUUUUCGAUACCAGAUACAAGACCAAAAUCCACAUCGCGCAAGUCGCCCUAAUGGCACUGGCCAUCAUCCUCACCAUCUGGCGCAUGGCCAUGCCGGUCCCCUUCACUCGCGGCAACAUCAUGGCCCUUACAAUGGGUUUCAAGUCUCUUAUCAUUAUCGGCUACCAACUUCUGACGACUCAUAAGGAGCGCUUCAAGAAGUGGGCUUCGCUCAAAGCCAACGCUAUCCUCAAUACAAUGGAGAUUUUGUUCUGGUUCGUCGCCUUUGGUCUGUUGUGCCAGGCGAAUGGAAGGUUCUGCACUGGUGGAAGCUGUGCUCUCAGCUGGAUUGUGACUCUCAUCGUCAUGGUGUUGAUUGUCCUUGCCUUCCAGACAUCGGUCGUGUCCAUCAAGGACUACCGGUACUGGAAACACUUUGGCAUCAACCGAGAGACGGAGACUAAAGCAGCUUACCCGAGACCUCAAGUCUGA
Colletotrichum paranaense is the source of this 501-nucleotide messenger RNA. RefSeq lists its product as uncharacterized. The record is from RefSeq and is a predicted model, not a curated record. The coding region runs from base 1 to 501 and encodes 166 amino acids. NCBI's taxonomy places the organism in Eukaryota, Fungi, Ascomycota, Sordariomycetes, Glomerellales, Glomerellaceae. The transcript is spliced from 3 exons.